AUGGGUGGUGUCGAGGGCUGUUUGGAGGCCUUCUUCGAGGCCGUGGGCCGCAAAGUGGGCGGACAUCCCGUAAAGAGCUUGAUCGGGAGCAUCAUCUUCACCGUCGCUUGCUGCGGCGGCUUUGCCUUCCUGGAAAGCGAGACACGCCCGGAGAAGCAGUGGGUGCCAGUAGGGUCCCUCGCCUUGGACCACGACGAGUAUGUGAAGGCGACCUGGCCGGGCAACGCCCGCUUCAACUUCUUCUCGGCGACCUGUGCUGACGUGGACGAGGCAUCCUGCAACAUCCUGGACCCCAAGUACCUCCAGCGCUUCCACAUGCUGAACGAGCAGAUCAUGAACAUUACCAUCGACGGAACGACGUUGGUGCAGAAGCUGGACGAGGAUCACAAGCGCUCGGCAGGCGACAACCGGCCAUGGACCAUCUACUCUGGAUCCUGGAGUUUCAGCGGUGAACCGACAAGCGUCAACGGCAGUGUGGUCUUUAACGGCCGCAAGUGCUACGCCUUCGGUCCUUUCUGCGGCAGGUCUUCGGUUCUGGAUGUGUUCAGGGGGGAUGAUUACGUCAUCCAAAACCUGGACGACAACCAGAUCAAGCUCGCACUUAACAACUGGGAGGACCAAGAAACAUUCUGCCCUUUGACCUUGGCCACCGCUAACUCUCCCUGCUACAACAGCACCUGCCAAGCCUACAACACGCCUGAUGAGAGGUAUGCUUGCCGCGUGGAAGCUACGCAGUACUGCAACCAGAAGUGCCCCACCAACACGAUAAUGGUGAACGGCGAGGAAGUGACCAUUCCGGUGAACUUGGCGACCUGCGAGGACCGUGGCUGCAUCCAACUGGGCAACCUGGGCUCCAUCAGCACCACGUCAACGUCAGCUCCCGGUGGCCAGCUCAACACCGACCCAGGACAGGCGCCUGAUAGCGCCUUCGAGUUCCAGCCGACCAAGAUCAGGACCAUGGUGGGAGGAUUGGUGGCUGACACCAACUGGAAAUACGCAGGCGGCAAGCACAUCGCCGGCUUCUUCGCAUUGAACAAGAACGAGCUGUAUUGCCCCAUCGAGGGCCGCACAGACCCAGUGGCAGACGAGUGGGAGCGUCGCGCCUUGUGCAUUAUGGGCAUCGACGCCGACUCCCGAGCCGAGCCCAAGCUGGAUUGCAAGGAGGAUGACCUGCUGAAGUUCAGCGGCCUGUUCCAACGAUCUCUCGGCGACGAGUUUGGCAACGCCAUCCGCGGCGAUAUCGCCAAGCUCUCCUCUUCCUAUUUCGUGAUCAUUGUUAUCAUGAUCGGCAAGCUGGACGCCGUGCACAGCGGCGUGGUGCUGUCCAUGGUGGCGGUGCUCAUCGUGGGCCUGACCAUUGGGUCCACUCUGGGGCUCAUGGGCUACUUCGGGGUGCCCAACGGCAACCUGAACAACAACCUCUACUUCCUGCUGCUGGGCCUGGGUGUGGACGAUGCCUUCGUGCUCAGCUCGGAGUUUGCGCGGCACAUGGCCACCUCCAAGGGUGAGGGCACCUCAGUGGCGGAGCUGAUUGCUCGCACGGCCCGCACUGGAGGCAUCUCGGUGCUCAUCACCUCUGCCACUGACGCCUUGGCGUUCCUGGUUGGCGCCACCACUGUGCUGCCGGCACUGGGCUGGUUCUGCACCUACGCAGGCGUGUCCAUUGUCCUUUGCUUCACCUUUCAGCUGACCGUGUUCCUCCCUGUCCUGGCAUUGAACGCGCGUCGCACUCGCUCAAACCGCGUGGAUUGCUGCUGCUGCUUCACGGUCUCAGAGCGGUCGGCGGAUGACCCGCAGGGAUGCUGCUGCUGCUGUUUGCCCAAGAAGGUGCUGCAGGGAGGCUUCAUUAAGAAAGGCUUGGUCUGCUUUACCGAGCAGAUGACGAAGCCAGUGGGCCAGAUUGUGACCUUCAUCGUCUUCGCGGCUGUCACUGGAAUCGGCAUCUAUGGAAGCACACAGAUCUACAAGGACUUCAAGCUUGAGUGGUUCAUCCCGGACUCCUCGUAUGUGAACACCUUCUUCAAUAUCAAUCGCGAUAACUUCGCUACAGGCACGCCCAUCACUGUGAACUUCCCGAUGUCGCCUGAUGCCUUCGACCAGCAGAGCAACCUCUAUGAUGUCUACGGAUACCUGAACACCAGCAAUCUUGUCAAUCACGAUGUGGUGGUAGACAGCUGGCACAUGGAGUUCAUGGAGUGGGCUACCGCCCCGAACCAGGCCGCUACCCAGGGUGACACCUUCUCGCCCUCGCGCAGCGACGCCCAAGCCGCAUUCACAGACAAGACAGAGUUCUACACUGCGCUGCAUUUGUGGUACCGCAAUUCCGUGGGAUCCCGCUACCGCAACUCCAUUAAAUGGAAUGACCAGGACUGCCAGGUGGAUUCCAACAUGGAUGCUGUUCCUGCUGGCUGCGUCCCGACAGAAGGACUGGCAGCCUCGCGCUUCAACGCGGAGUUGUCCCUGGCAGCUACCGACCGGGGCACUGACCGCUACACCACCAUGACCUCCAUGCGCAGCGAGGUGACCAAUCGCUACGCCGGUGCUUUCCCAUACAGCUUCGACUUCCUGUACUGGGAAGAGGUCGGCGUCAUUGAUACCGAGCUGGUCAGAAACCUGGCGAUUUGCGGAGGGGUGAUCUUGAUCGUGAUCUUCGCCUUGGUGCCGAAUCCUCGCAUCGCAGUUUGGGUGGUGCUGUGUGUGAGCCUUUCCAUUGUCGACACUUUGGGCUACAUGUACUUCUGGGACGUGACCAUCAGUGGUGUGUCGACGAUCUACGUGCUGAUUUGCGUGGGCUUGGCUGUGGACUACGCGGCACACAUUGCGCACAUGUUCAAGGAGUCCACCGGCACUGCGCGGGAGCGUGCCAUUGCAUCCAUGGAGCGCAUUGGGCCCUGCACUUUCAACGCGGUGGUCUCCACCCUCCUGGCAGUGGUCGUGGUUGGCUUCUCCGAGAGCUAUGUCUUCAGGAUCUUCUUCAAGGUGCUUUUCCUGGUGGUGACCAUUGCGGGUGCGCACGGCUUGUGGCUCCUGCCCACCAUCCUGUCCCUUGUGGGAGGCUCCAAGGCGGCUCCGGAGUCUGAUUACUCGGAGAAGGCCUGGGUCAUGAUUCUCGAGUUUGCCCGGCCCUGCGCACUUUCAGUGCAGACCUUUGCUUUCAGCCAGAAUCGUUUGUUGCUCUUUCUGGAUGGUCGCGCAGGUGGUGUCGAGGGCUGUUUGGAGGCCUUCUUCGAGGCCGUGGGCCGCAAAGUGGGCGGACAUCCCGUAAAGAGCUUGAUCGGGAGCAUCAUUUUCACCGUCGCUUGCUGCGGCGGCUUUGCCUUCCUGGAAAGCGAGACACGCCCGGAGAAGCAGUGGGUGCCAGUAGGGUCCCUCGCCUUGGACCACGACGAGUAUGUGAAGGCGACCUGGCCGGGCAACGCCCGCUUCAACUUCUUCUCGGCGACCUGUGCUGACGUGGACGAGGCAUCCUGCAACAUCCUGGACCCCAAGUACCUCCAGCGCUUCCACAUGCUGAACGAGCAGAUCAUGAACAUCACCAUCGACGGAACGACGUUGGUGCAGAAGCUGGACGAGGAUCACAAGCGCUCGGCAGGCGACAACCGGCCAUGGACCAUCUACUCUGGAUCCUGGAGUUUCAGCGGUGAACCGACAAGCGUCAACGGCAGUGUGGUCUUUAACGGCCGCAAGUGCUACGCCUUCGGUCCUUUCUGCGGCAGGUCUUCGGUUCUGGAUGUGUUCAGGGGGGAUGAUUACGUCAUCCAAAACCUGGACGACAACCAGAUCAAGCUCGCACUUAACAACUGGGAGGACCAAGAAACAUUCUGCCCUUUGACCUUGGCCACCGCUAACUCUCCCUGCUACAACAGCACCUGCCAAGCCUACAACACGCCUGAUGAGAGGUAUGCUUGCCGCGUGGAAGCUACGCAGUACUGCAACCAGAAGUGCCCCACCAACACGAUAAUGGUGAACGGCGAGGAAGUGACCAUUCCGGUGAACUUGGCGACCUGCGAGGACCGUGGCUGCAUCCAACUGGGCAACCUGGGCUCCAUCAGCACCACGUCAACGUCAGCUCCCGGUGGCCAGCUCAACACCGACCCAGGACAGGCGCCUGAUAGCGCCUUCGAGUUCCAGCCGACCAAGAUCAGGACCAUGGUGGGAGGAUUGGUGGCUGACACCAACUGGAAAUACGCAGGCGGCAAGCACAUCGCCGGCUUCUUCGCAUUGAACAAGAACGAGCUGUAUUGCCCCAUCGAGGGCCGCACAGAUCCAGUGGCAGAUGAGUGGGAGCGUCGCGCCUUGUGCAUUAUGGGCAUCGACGCCGACUCCCGAGCUGAGCCCAAGCUGGAUUGCAAGGAGGAUGACCUGCUGAAGUUCAGCGGCCUGUUCCAACGAUCUCUCGGCGACGAGUUUGGCAACGCCAUCCGCGGCGAUAUCGCCAAGCUGUCCUCUUCCUAUUUCGUGAUCAUUGUUAUCAUGAUCGGCAAGCUGGACGCCGUGCACAGCGGCGUGGUGCUGUCCAUGGUGGCGGUGCUCAUCGUGGGCCUGACCAUCGGGUCCACUCUGGGGCUCAUGGGCUACUUCGGGGUGCCCAACGGCAACCUGAACAACAACCUCUACUUCCUGCUGCUGGGCCUGGGUGUGGACGAUGCCUUCGUGCUCAGCUCGGAGUUUGCGCGGCACAUGGCCACCUCCAAGGGUGAGGACACCUCAGUGGCGGAGCUGAUUGCUCGCACGGCCCGCACUGGAGGCAUCUCGGUGCUCAUCACCUCUGCCACUGACGCCUUGGCGUUCCUGGUUGGCGCCACCACUGUGCUGCCGGCACUGGGCUGGUUCUGCACCUACGCAGGUGUGUCCAUUGUCCUUUGCUUCACCUUUCAGCUGACCGUGUUCCUCCCUGUCCUGGCAUUGAACGCGCGUCGCACUCGCUCAAACCGCGUGGAUUGCUGCUGCUGCUUCACGGUCUCAGAGCGGUCGGCGGAUGACCCGCAGGGAUGCUGCUGCUGCUGCUUGCCCAAGAAGGUGCUGCAGGGAGGCUUCAUUAAGAAAGGCUUGGUCAGCUUUACCGAGCAGAUGACGAAGCCAGUGGGCCAGAUUGUGACCUUCAUCAUCUUCGCGGCUGUCACUGGAAUCGGCAUCUACGGAAGCACACAGAUCUACAAGGACUUCAAGCUUGAGUGGUUCAUCCCGGACUCCUCGUAUGUGAACACCUUCUUCAAUAUCAAUCGCGACAACUUUGCUACAGGCACGCCCAUCACUGUGAACUUCCCGAUGUCGCCUGAUGCCUUCGACCAGCAGAGCAACCUCUAUGAUGUCUACGGAUACCUGAACACCAGCAAUCUUGUCAAUCACGAUGUGGUGGUGGACAGCUGGCACAUGGAAUUCAUGGAGUGGGCUACCGCCCCGAACCAGGCCGCUACCCAGGGUGACACCUUCUCGCCCUCGCGCAGCGACGCCCAAGCCGUAUUCACAGACAAGACAGAGUUCUACACCGCGCUGCAUUUGUGGUACCGCAAUUCCGUGGGAUCCCGCUACCGCAACUCCAUUAAAUGGAAUGACCAGGACUGCCAGGUGGAUUCCAACAUGGAUGCUGUUCCUGCUGGCUGCGUCCCGACAGAAGGACUGGCAGCCUCGCGCUUCAACGCGGAGUUGUCCCUGGCAGCUACCGACCGGGGCACUGACCGCUACACCACCAUGACCUCCAUGCGCAGCGAGGUGACCAAUCGCUACGCCGGUGCUUUCCCAUACAGCUUCGACUUCCUGUACUGGGAAGAGGUCGGCGUCAUUGAUACCGAGCUGGUCAGAAACCUGGCGAUUUGCGGAGGGGUGAUCUUGAUCGUGAUCUUCGCCUUGGUGCCGAAUCCUCGCAUCGCAGUUUGGGUGGUGCUGUGUGUGAGCCUUUCCAUUGUCGACACUUUGGGCUACAUGUACUUCUGGGACGUGACCAUCAGUGGUGUGUCGACGAUCUACGUGCUGAUUUGCGUGGGCUUGGCUGUGGAUUACGCGGCACACAUUGCGCACAUGUUCAAGGAGUCCACCGGCACUGCGCGGGAGCGUGCCAUUGCGUCCAUGGAGCGCAUUGGGCCCUGCACUUUUAACGCGGUGGUCUCCACCCUCCUGGCAGUGGUUGUCGUUGGCUUCUCCGAGAGCUAUGUCUUCAGGAUCUUCUUCAAGGUGCUUUUCCUGGUGGUGACCAUUGCGGGUGCGCACGGCUUGUGGCUCCUGCCCACCAUCCUGUCCCUUGUCGGCGGCUCCAAGGCGGCUCCGGAGGCUGAGAACGCAGAGAAGGCCUCUCGCACCACCCCAGAGGAGGCCUGA
Effrenium voratum is the source of this 6315-nucleotide messenger RNA. Lineage: Eukaryota; Dinophyceae; Suessiales; Symbiodiniaceae. The record is from the annotation of a GenBank genome assembly.